Molecule: messenger RNA, 2752 nt
Organism: Aspergillus calidoustus
Lineage: Eukaryota; Fungi; Ascomycota; Eurotiomycetes; Eurotiales; Aspergillaceae
Source: the annotation of a GenBank genome assembly
AGAUAACUCGCUCCACUUCUUCCACUUCCCUUCGUCCCCCUCUCCUCCUCGCCUCCUCCUCUUCUUCUCUCCUUCCUCGUAUCCUACGCCAUCUCCUCUCUCGUAACCACGAACCCCCUCUCCCGCCUCGCUCCUGAGCCCAAAUCGCUCUCUCCCAAGUCUUGUGUGGUGUGGGCCCAUAGCGAUCCGAGAUCGGGGUGAUUCGAGACCUCGCGUCCAACCGUCAUGCCCCGCGGUUCCUUCGCUUCACCGUCUUUUUCUCUUUCCAUCUGUUGACUCGAGAUUCCUCGCCAUGCGCCCUCAUGUUUCUCUCGCAUUAACUCUAUCCGCCGCCCUCACAGCCGCAAACGUCCUCCCCGUCAACGAGCGCUGUGUCACGUCGGUACACACAGCCUAUGGAUACAUUGCUUUCGCUAGCUCGCCGUCAAACGGGCACUACCAGACAAAAUGUGAGGAUCCGCUCAAGGUGACGUCGAUUUACGCCUCUUCGGAGGUAUUUUGUCGGCCCGCUGAGCGCGCUGCGGGUAUCAGGGGGCUAGAGACGCUGUGUAGGGGGGUGGGAUUCGAACUUAUCCCGCGGGAGCAGUUGGCGGAGAAUCUCACGGAGGAUGUGUUAAGUCGCAUGCGGGCUGUCGAUUACUUUGAAGUUCCUGUUAGCGAUCCAGUCGAUGUACCGGUUCUUCUUACAAGCGCGCAUUAUGAUCGCGUUUUCAAGACUAUAGACACCUGGGCAUACGAAAUGUGGACGCAUUAUGCAUAUGGCUACGCUGGCUACCUCUACUGGGCGUGCAUCCUAGGAGUAGGCAUGCUCCACCGUCUCGUUCAACAUCUCCUACACUCUCGACAUGAUCAUCCGUCACAACUUGCUACACCGCUGCGAUAUCUACCAUUCCGGCAAGUAUCUCACUGGGUCGAAACGCACUUGUUGGUAUCGACCACGAUCCCAUCUCGCGGGCCGGAAUUCUUCUGGUGGACGUUUGCGAACCGGGGUGAGGCUAUCGUCGUUAUAGGCUUCUGGAUACUGAGCACCGUCGCUUGCGUCAUCAACUAUUACGCUUUCCCCGAGAACAUAUACUUCCCUCCAGUGUCCACACAGGUCGUUCGCUACAUCGCAGAUCGAACAGGAAUUAUAUCCUUUGCCAACCUUCCCUUGCUAUGGCUCUUUGCCGGUCGUAACAACAUUUGCGCCUGGGCUACUGGUUGGAAUUUUGCCACGUUCAACGUCUUUCACCGGCAUAUCGCUUGGAUAGCUACCAUCCAGGCAGUUGUCCAUACAGUCGCGUAUCUUGUCCUUUUCUCUUGGAAUCCCAAUCCCUGGAAAAAGCUUCGCAAGGCUUACAUUCUAUGGGGAUUCCUGGCAACCGGCUUGAUGGUCUUGAUCCUUCCAGCUGCGGUGAACUGGUUCCGCCAUCGAGCAUACGAGACUUUUCUCUUCAUUCACAUCAUCUUCUCCAUUGGCCUUCUUGUCGGGUGCUUCUAUCACACAAUCAUCUUCGAGGGCCAGGAAUACUGGGGCCAAGCAUACUGGUUCUACCUCUGGCUGCCGGUCGGUAUCUGGGCAUUUGACCGAAUCCUGCGUCUUGUUCGAGUGAUAUACUUGAACAUUCACGUUCGGAGGAACUCGCAGUCUCGAGUUCAGUGCACCAAAAGUCUGGCAAUAUACGACAAAGCAGCGGACCUGAUCCGCCUCGAGGUCGUGCCCGGCUCGUCAUCCCUCCGUCCCCGUCCAGGACAAUACUACUUCCUCUACCAACCCUUCCGCCUCACAGGCUGGGAAAGCCACCCCUUCACCCUCGGCUCCUGGUCCUACGAAAUCGGACGAAACGUAUCCCCUUUAACAAGCAUCCCAACAAAAGACGACGAAACAGUCGACGUCUCGCAAAUCCCCCUCCUCUCCGACGACUCUUCAUCCGGAAGCCGAUCUUUCCAAUUGCAGACGGCAUCCACGCCUCGAGAACUAAAGCUCAUAUUUUGGAUCCGCCCCUACGACGGCUGGACUCGUCAUCUCCGUCGGGAAUGUCUCAAGUCUCCUGAUCGGACAAGUAAUGUCAGUAUCCUCCUCGAAGGACCCUACGGACACGAAUCGCCACUCUGGAGUUACGACUCUGUCCUUCUAAUUGCAGGCGGGACGGGCAUUGCGUCUGCGAUGCCAUAUAUAAACGACCACAUUGCUCGGUCCUCGUUCUCUCCUGACGACGAAGACAAGAUCAAAACACGCAUCCAGGACAUGCAGCUCAUCUGGGUGACGCGCCAACGAGCCUUCAUCCACGACCUUGCAACCCGAGAACUACGCCCCGCCCUCGCGCGGCCUGACUUCCGCGCUUCAUUUUACUCAACUCUACCCCUUACAUCCACAUCGUCACCAUCGUCACCAUCGUCACCAUCGUCACCAUCGUCACCAUCGUCACCAUCGUCACCAUCGUCACCAUCGUCACCAUCGUCACCAUCGUCACCAUCGUCACCAUCGUCGAAUCAAUACCAACGCAACCCCGCCACCGACCCAUCUUCCACUACCCUUUAUACACAAAACAUCUCACCAGACCCAGAAACCGAUAUCGAAAUCUUCUCCGGCCGCCCAAACCUCGAGAAACAGAUCCUGGCCUUCGCACACGGGGCGCAGAGUAGCGAUUCUUCGGCUGCCGUGCUUGUUUGUGGCCCGCGCGCUAUGGCUGGUGAGGCCCGUUCCGCGGUUUAUCUCGCUAUGAGGCAGGGGUAUCAGCUGAAGUAUGUGGAGGAGUCGUUUACGUGGUGA